This is a messenger RNA of Histoplasma mississippiense, 867 nucleotides long. RefSeq lists its product with no specific name. The transcript is spliced from 3 exons. NCBI's taxonomy places the organism in Eukaryota, Fungi, Ascomycota, Eurotiomycetes, Onygenales, Ajellomycetaceae. Bases 1 to 867 code for a protein of 288 amino acids. The record is from RefSeq and is a predicted model, not a curated record.
AUGGCUACAUGUGUUGGCGGCAAUCUGAAUGUCACUGGACUCCAUGUCUCAGUCAGGUCGAUCACGCUGAUCCAAGCCGUUGGACGUCAAACCCGUAGACGUCAAACCCGUUGGACGUCGAAGCCGUUGGAUGAGCGCAUUAACCCGUUGGAAGUCGAACACGCUCGACCCAAACCCGUUGGACGUCAAACCCGUCCCAGGAGCCCAUUAACCCGUUGGGAGUUGAACACGCUGGACCCAACCCGUUGGACGUCAAACCCGUCCAAGGAGCGCAUUAACCCGUUGGGAGUUGAACACGCUGGACCCAACCCGUUGGAUGUCGAACCCGUCCAACCCGUUGGACGUCGAACCCGUUGGAUGAGGAAGUCGAACACGCUGGACCCAACCCGUUGGACGUCAAACCCGUUGGACGUCAAACCCGUCCAGGAGCGCAUUAACCCGUUGGGAGUUGAACACGCUGGACCCAAACCCGUUGGACGUCGAACCCGUUGGAUGAGGAAGUCGAACACGCUGGACCCAACCCGUUGGACGUCGAAACCGUUGGAUGAGGAAGUCGAACACGCUGGACCCAACCCGUUGGAAGUCAAACCCGUUGGACGUCAAACCCGUUGGACGUCAAACCCGUCCAAGGAGCCCAUUAACCCGUUGGGAGUGGAACACGCUGGACCCAACCCGUUGAAUGUCGAACCCGUCCAACCCGUUGGACGUCGAACCCGUUGGAUGAGGAAGUCGAACACGCUGGACCCAACCCGUUGGACGUCAAACCCGUCCAGGAGCGCAUUAACCCGUUGGGAGUUGAACACGCUGGACCCAAACCCGUUGGACGUCGAACCCGCUGUAGGAGCGCAUGAACCCGUUGGGAGUUGA